AUGCGACCCAAUCUCAUUCCGAAUCGUGGCUGUCGGGUGCUCGCGAUUGAGCUCGGCAUCCGUGCACGCCACCCAUUCCUGCUAUUAGUGUCCUUCCCAGUCAGUCAAGCCAUCACCUACCUCUUCCGAGAGCGUUUCCGACUUCGGGUUAGCGAUCCUCGUUCCUCGACUAUUACCGCUCAUCCCAUCCCCGCCCACACAAAACUUGAACCAUUGGCGGAGCCUUGGCGGAUCCUCACCUGCGCCGAUCCUCUCUACGAGCUUGUAGCUCGGAUAUCUGGCCGAAUAUUACAUGCAAUGCAAAAUGCGAAUCAUGUCCCAAGGGUACUCGCCUUGCGCCCUCCCUGCCUUGUCGACGGAUUACAGGCCGGUAACUGUUCCCUAUUCGACUUCGAAACACUCCCAAGCUGCUCCUGCACCAACAUUCCUCUGCAGGCUUCAAUCUCGGCCUGCGUCCAGACCUCUUGCCAUUUCGACGACCAAGCGAAAACUUCCAUCCUUGUGGGACAGAUCUGCGCACCUUUCCCCAGAGAAUCUAGACGUGACGAAGUGAAGGCCGCUGCGAUUGCAUGCCUGGUACUCACUGUGGUUGUCGUCUUCUUGCGAUGUCUAUCCAGAUUCGCCGUCUCCAGUCGGCUCUGGUGGGAUGACUGGACGACUUUGCUCGCAACAGCCUUGCUCAUCGCCUUGACGAGCGUCAAAAUUGCAGGUGCCGGCUUCGGAUUCGGGCUACACUAUUGGAAUGUCAACCCUGCGAAUGCGGAAACAAUCUUCCAGCUCUUCUACACUGCGCAGAUGCUUUACAUUCUGAUCCAAGUCACUGCCAAGGUUUCGAUUCUAAUCCUUUUCUGGCGUAUAUUCACGGUGCGCUGGUUUCGGAUCACGGUUUGGUGCUGCGUCACGUUCUUGAUCAUCCAUGGAUUGCUAUUUCUCCUGCUCAUCGCAUUCCAUGAUCCUAGUGAUACCGAUCUCGAGAUCCUCAAGCUGCAACUUACCAUCCAGAAGAAGAUUGCAGUAUGCCUUAUGUUUGCCAUUGGCUCAUUCGCUUGCGUCACGAGUAUGGUGCGCCUCAAAUAUCUCGUCACGUUUGCCAACUCGCUCGAUGCGACAUGGGACAACGUUGAUAUUGUCAUUUGGUCUAUUAUUGAAGUGACAUGUGCAAUCAUCUGCGGCAGUCUCCCGACGCUGCGACCUCUCCUCCAAAAGGUGCCAGGCUUCUUAACCUCUAUGAAAUCGUCGCAAUACGGCAUGGGAGGCCUAAGUGGCACGUCGGGAACUGGCGACCGGAGCCAGAAAUAUCACUCCGAAGUGAUGUCGCCUGGAGGCUCAAAACAACCCUCGCAGCCCGGCUGGGACCGGGGAGGGCCGGCCGAUUGGAAACAUAUACGCAAUACCUCCAGGCUGCGCCACCCUACGCUCUUCGCUGGCGGAUUUGAUUG
This is a messenger RNA of Parascedosporium putredinis, 1439 nucleotides long. NCBI's taxonomy places the organism in Eukaryota, Fungi, Ascomycota, Sordariomycetes, Microascales, Microascaceae. The record is from the annotation of a GenBank genome assembly.